UCAAAACAGGUUCUGUUGUCAAGAUGGAACACAUCAAUCGAUAUUUUCGAAAGUGGAAGAAUCCAGACGAUUUUACAGUGAAAAUGUUCUUGUAAAUCGUGAUCAAAAACAAGUUUUACAUUCUUUGAAUGGAUAUAACGUUGCUAUUUGUCGUUGUUGCAUAAUAUUUAUGCACAUAACCAUAAGCAACUGUCCUCCACCUGUUAUCAUUGUCUCCAUGUAGCGGUGGGAGGUUAUAAGUGUACGUUUGAAUUUUCGAAACAACAGUAGAGAACGUCAAAAUGCCAAGUUUUUCUACCGUGUUAUCCACUGAUUGUGUAUCAGCGAGAAUUCGGUGGAGGAUGUGAAAAGCUUUCAAAGUACAACGAUGAAAUCUGUGUACAAAUUAUUUUUCUUGUGCCUUAUCUUCGUUGCGCUAAUAAUACUGCUUAAUUUGACCAAUUUCUCGAAUAAAUUAUACGAUGCGCAGACCAAAGAGGCUGCCGUUUCAACCACUGCUAAAAAGGCUGCGUCGUCCCCAGCAAUAGGGGAAGUGACAAUAUGCGUUGUAGUCUGUGGAGACAGAUUGGAUGAAGCACUGACAAUGCUAAAGUCUGCUCUAGUUUUCACCAGUAGACAUCUACGAUUCAUUGUUUUAGCUGAGAACAAUCUGAUCCCUGCGUUCGAGGAGAAACUGUCCGAAUGGAAGCUAUUGUCGAACAAAAGUUUCAACUUUACCUUAAAAUCUAUCACUUUCCCCGAAGGAAGCGAUGCAGCUAUGUGGAAAAAAUUAUUCAAGCCUUGUGCUGCUCAAAGAUUGUUUCUACCUUUAGUUUUAAAUGACACAGAUGCUGUUCUGUACGUAGACACAGAUACUUUGUUUUUGGCUCCGCCAGAAAAGAUUUGGGAUGAAUUCAAGAAGAUGAAUUCAAGUCAAUUGGCAGCUUUAAGUCCAGAGCACGAAGACCCCAACACAGGAUGGUACAACAGAUUUGCAAAGCAUCCAUAUUAUGGAAAAUUGGGUGUGAAUUCUGGAGUGAUGUUAAUGAAUUUGACAAGAAUGCGAGAAUUCCAUUGGAUAGACUAUGUGAUACCCAUUCACAAGGAAUAUAAAUUGAAGAUAACAUGGGGAGAUCAAGAUAUAAUUAAUAUUAUAUUUCAUUACCACCCUGAGAAACUUUAUGUGUACUCUUGCAGAUACAAUUACAGACCAGAUCAUUGCAUGUACAUGCCUGUUUGUACCAAGGCAGAAAAAGAGGGAGCCUUAGUAUUACACGGGUCUAGAGGAACAUUUCAUUCCCAGAAGCAGCCGCCAUUUAAAGCUAUUUAUAAGGCUAUGCAAGAGUAUCAAUUGAACACAGACCCAUACGAUUAUUUAUUGCUUCCAAUGAGGAAUCACUUGGCUUCAGCGCACAGAUCGAACUGUGGCAAUGUGUGGAAAGUAUUCAUUAUACAGCCGGAACUACAUUUAGGACAACAAUAAUACUCAAUGUCUUCCUCGACGAAAGCAAUAACGCGUAGAACAUAGACACUUUCGAUUAGUAAUUAUUUUAUUAUUGUUUGAACAAUUUUUCAAUUUUUUGGUCAAUAUUAAUAGAGCUACCAUAGCUUAAACAGUUCUACACGUUAAUGUAAAUCCUCUCAAUAGACUGAUCGUAUUUGAUAGUGCAUUCUCAUUUUAUUUGUUAACAAGUGCGCUGUGAUUGUUACUGUUUAACACGAUGUAACUCGAACCACGUGUCAUUACAAUUUUAUCUAAGAUCUUUCAAACAUUACUCAUCUGAUAGAUAUAGAAUAAUGAAUUUCGGAGUUUUCUUAUACUUAAUAAGUAUUGUUUUACAUGCAAUUUCGAAUACUUUUUGAAUAUAUAUUUACUACUGUUACACAUAGAAUCUCGACAAAAUUUUAUACAAAUUUUGUGUGUGCACUUAUAAUGUUAAACGUUUUAUAUAUAGGGUCGGGUCUAAUUCACCAAAAAGAGCGUCCUUCUUUUUGUAGAAAAGUAAAAGGAAAAAUGUCAAAUAAAAUUUCCUUACACUAGCUUGUGUUUUCUAGUAAAUAGAUCUUGUAUUUGAUUCGUUUAACCUUUUAAGCUAUUCAUAAGUGUGUGUAGCUUUAAUUGUAACUUUAAAGCGUACGAUUUUCCACGAGGGGGAGGGGUUUGAAAUUUUUAUAUAUUUUGAUUUGUAAUAAACUAUUCAUGAAAAGAAA
Megalopta genalis is the source of this 2190-nucleotide messenger RNA. Lineage: Eukaryota; Metazoa; Arthropoda; Insecta; Hymenoptera; Halictidae. The record is from RefSeq and is a predicted model, not a curated record.